Messenger RNA from Coregonus sp. 'balchen', 13135 nucleotides. Lineage: Eukaryota; Metazoa; Chordata; Actinopteri; Salmoniformes; Salmonidae. The record is from the annotation of a GenBank genome assembly.
AUGGCGGAGGGAGAUUCAUGGGGUAAGAAUCCAAUCCACUUGUGUGGGAAUGGAGCAUUCUUCAAAUUUGACACUUAACCGAAACAUUGCCAAUAAAAAAUACAAGAGAUUAUGGUUUACAUUUGUGUAUUGUUUGUCUUAGAUGCUGAGCCUUUCGAUCCGGACGAGCCCGCCAUCGGGGCCAAGAAGGCUGUUGUGGCAGACAAAUGGGAAGGCGAGGAUGCGGAUGAGGAUAUCAAGGUAACGAUAGCCGGCUGACGUUAGCUAGCUAGGAACCACAUACACCGUAGUUGAUUUCGAGAGCGUCACCUCUUCGCAUCCUAACUAGAUCGUACAGAUGAUGUUAGCAGUGUUAACUACCUACCUACCUAACUAGCUAACAGUGGCUAUCUAAUCAAAGUUAGCCGAGUGGUACACAGGCUAGGAUUAUACAGAUGAUGUUAGCAGUGUUAACUACCUAGCUAACAGUGGCUAUCUAAUCAAAGUUAGCAGAGUGGUCCACAGGCUAGGAUCAUACAGUUGAUGUUAGCCGUGUUAACUACCUAGCUAACAGUGGCUAUCUAAUCAAAGUUAGCCGAGUGGUACACAGGCUAGGAUCAUACAGUUGAUGUUAGCAGUGUUAACUACCUAGCUAACAGUGGCUAUCUAAUCAAAGUUAGCCGAGUGGUCCACAGGCUAGGAUCAUACAGUUGAUGUUAGCAGUGUUAACUACCUAGCUAACAGUGGCUAUCUAAUCAAAGUUAGCCGAGUGGUCCACAGGCUAGGAUCAUACAGUUGAUGUUAGCAGUGUUAACUACCUAGCUAACAGUGGCUAUCUAAUCAAAGUUAGCCGAGUGGUCCACAGGCUAGGAUCAUACAGUUGAUGUUAGCCGUGUUAACUACCUACCUACCUACCUAACAAGCUAACAGUAGCUAUCUAAUCAAAGUUAGCCGAGUGGUCCACAGGCUAGGAUCAUACAGUUGAUGUUAGCCGUGUUAACUACCUACCUACCUACCUAACUAGCUAACAGUAGCUAUCUAAUCAAAGUUAGCCGAGUGGUCCACAGGCUAGCGGUGAUAAGUCAGGAGGAGGACCGCCCCCCCCCCCUCCCGCGUCACAAUGGGAAUGAGAAGCUAUUAGCGUCCGUUGCUAUAUCAACGGCGUGAUGAGCUAAUGCGUGGCAUUUUGGAGAGCAUUACAGCCAACAUUACAUUAUUUUCAUCCAUACUAUGUAAACAAAGCUUAUUUCCGUGACAGUUUCGCUGAUUUAAGAUGAAAACAUUACUUUGAACUACUUUUGGGUACCUUUAACAUUUCAACAACAUUAAAAGUUAACGGUUCUUAGUUUUCGAAAUGGCAAAGUGAGCUCCCAUGAUGCUAUUAACGCUUAAUUAAUGUGCAAAUCAGUUCAAUUCAUACAUUGGCUCCUCUGGCUGGCAUAUUUUUAUUUUGAGCUUCCCAUGUCUUGUCUUACUAAAGUAUGCUAUUAGUCCCACUAUGAUUAUUUUUCCCUACCUCCCUUCCUCCACCACCACAUAGCACAGCUCAAUAAUACAGCAGUACACUUGUGGUUGAAUAUAAUGUAGGACACAAGACAGUUGAAUAGUGUUGAACUCACGAAUACCAACAGGGAUUUACAACAGUUAACACCCUGUGGAAAACAACAAAGUUGCAAUAUUUAAGAUUGAAAUAUGAAAAAGUUGUUUUUUUGUGGAAGGGGUGUUUCAUGAACUUGUUGAUUUUAUUUAAUAUAUCCACAUGGUAGUUAUAGACUGAAAUACAUGAGUAUAGGCUAACAUCAACAAUACAAUACCAUUAUACAGUUAUAGACUGAAAUACAUGAGUAUAGGCUAACAUCAACAAUACAAUACCAUUAUACAGUUAUAGACUGAAAUACAUGAGUAUAGGCUAACAUCAACACAUCAACAAUACAAUACCAUUAUACACAGUUAUAGACUGAAAUACAUGAGUAUAGGCUAACAUCAACAAUACAAUACCAUUUAGUUGAGAACACAGAAGUAUGAAUGAAAAGUACAUAAUGAGAUGGGGGCAGUCUUGGCAGAAGUAGGGUAUGGGUGAUUUUUAAAAAAAAUCUCAGUUCUGGAGUGUGGGAUAGAGAAGAGGUGGGUGCUACAGGUGGUUCUGCCGGUCACUUUCCCUCCACAGGGCAGCCAGUCUUAGAAGGUGGACUUAAAGAGGGAGACUGUAGUCCAGGCACAGCUGUUCUCUUUGCUCUUGGAGUGUUUGCAGUGCUAGUGUAUCUCACUGUGCCCAGGAUGAUAUGUCAACCACAGGUCCCUUAGCAGAUUAGAUCAAACCACAUGACAUUAACAGUAGCUGUAGAUGAUGUAAUGAAAAGUGGGAUCUUGGAGGACAUCAGGUGGAUCCAGGUCUGGGGAAGGGAUACGGUACGCGUCUCAGAGCAUGACAGAACCCCUAGAUCCUUAAGAACAGGAGCAGAGUAAAAGGUAAAGGGACAGAGGCAUAGAAAGAUGCAGAAAGAAAACACAGUGUUACGUUCUCCCCUCGGGUGUAGUUGGUCUGAGGAGGAGAUGUAAAUGCUCGUGCCUGGGCACACAAUGUAAACUAGAUGGAUGGGGAAGAAAUGUGGGGUGUAAUGAACUAAAAUAACCAGACAACAACCACAACUCAAUGUUAGCCCUCGGGGACGUUUAGUAAAGUAAUUAAACAAAAUUCUACAACACCCAUAAAGAAACAGUAAAUAAAACAAAAACCAAUCAAACAAACCAGGGAAGGUAAGAGAAGGGAAUGUUUGGGAACGGGGUCCAAGUAAUGAAAAUAAACAAAAGGUCCCUCCUCUUCUACACACCUAAUCCUUCCUAACACACUCUAAGCCCUAACCCGCUUUCCUACCUGUUACCACAAAUACAGGGGUGACACCCGCCCCCGGCUAACCUAGUGUUUAAAACAGUGGAUUAUCUACGUGUGAAUGUACACCCAUGGGCAGAACUACCUUUCCCUUCUCCAGGACCCAGGUAGGGUGGAAUACAGCAGGAAGACAGGCUGAAACACAAACCAAGAUAAAUUAAAACAACCAAUGACCAAAUCCCCCCCUCUCAAGCUCACAUGGCAAACAGUUUAUACUCUAGUCAAUCAGCCACAGCUGCCAGGACUCCGAACCGAAGCCACGCCCCACCAUCGUCAGCCGCAACUCAGCACACCUGUAAUGACCAGAACCCGCAAACAGAACAACCACUCUGAACCACACACCCACACACUACAAAGGAAGAUUGGGAGAAAGAAAAACAUGUCACACAGGUUACAGGUAGAUCCAGGCCAGGAUGAAUUGUUCCCAUAUUGCUUCCCCCUAUCCAACCCUCUCAGGUCUACACAAGUGUAAGGGCUAGGGGUUGAUCUGGGAUUCAGGGAUAAGCUCUUUCUCCAUUUAGUCUUUCUUCGAUUCCUUUUAAAAACGGAUUGGAGGAGAAUACCUGAGGUUCCUCGCCUGUACGGGCUAAAGGACUGUAUUAUUCAUAGGUUGCUGGUUCGGUUUGGGCGUGUUCGUCUCCGCGCGUCAGUCAGAACGCAUUGAUGGCAAGGCACAGUGAACGGGUUGACUUGUAGAUUACUUGGAGGAAUACCAGUAUAUAACAGGCUGAAUAUGCACAGGGCUAUGAGUUGAUCACUAGGAAGGCUACUGCCUGUACCACUGAUCCAUAACUAUGGGUGUGGAAGGUUUCUCUAGGAGAGAGCUGAAUACAAAGUGCCAUUAAUAUCAGGAUAACAUACUGCACAUAUAAAUACAAUGACAGUCAAAUACACUGAAAAGGCCCAUUUAACGUGCUAUAAUACCUACAAUGGUAUGCAUAUAAUAAUACACAGAGUGGAAGAGCUCCCUUCUAACUGAAAUGACAUACUGCUUGUAAUUGAGACAUUAUGCUAAUAAAAAAAAUGACAUAAUCAGAUAAUUAUUUGUGCAAUGAAAACAUGGAAAAUAUCUGGUUGUCUAGCCUCCUGAUGUGAUUUUUGAAAGCUCAACUCGCAUUUCUGUUGUUGCUGGGAGGAAGUUGUUUGACAGAAGGCCACACCAUGGUAGCCUGGUAUGGAACAAGAAAAAAAACAAAGGAUAAACUACUGUCGUGACGUGACUUACUUUAAUGUAUGACUGUUAUUUAUCGAAUCACCUAACUAUGUUUAAUUGUCACUCGAUUAAAUUAAUCAUGUAACAAUUAACUCAUUAGGAAUUUGGGGCACCACGGAAGAAGUUGUUUAACGAGUUACCAUCUCCCGAAUUAAACUCUUAGAAGAUAUAUGUUAUAUAUAUAUCAGUAACAGUCACUUAUUAAAUAAUUACCUCUUAUCAGUCUCAUUCUGAACGUCACAUAAUCCUUGAACCUGCAAGAACCCCAACCUUAUUGAUGAAUCAACAAUACACAAAUUGGCUUAAUUAUGUAUUUACUAACUAAUUAAAUAAUAACACAAUACAAACACACACACAGGUUAUUGAUUACUAACGUAAUACAAUGAAAACAGGUCCCUAGUGGACUGGACUAACAAUAGCAUGAAUGUUUGGGUAGAAGGAGGGUCAGAGUGGAAGGGAGAGACAGAGAUUCAAACUAUCGUAGUUACUUUGGAAACUACGCUCACAGUAAUCAUAAUACUUAUGCACCCUAAUAAUCCUUGGUAGAGUUUCUGGUCGUAGUGGUGGUUAGAAUGGAUACUUCAGAUGUACCAGCGGUUGUCUGAGAGGGAUUGUCCUCUCCUCUCGUAUCUUUAGUGAAAGUUCUCUAGACGACUAUAAAUGCCAGCUGCAGACUGAGAUGAUAAGGUCUAGUACAUUGUCUUCUACUUCACCUCGUGUAGAGGUUGAGAGUUUCAGAGUUUCUCCAUUUCAAACGUGUGGACUAACGUCUCACGUUUUCUGGUCUUUCUGAUCUAACCAUUUUGUCAUGUGUAGCUUCAGCUUCAUGCUUCUUGGUCUUGUAGAAAUUCAACCAUUUGCAGCAUCCGGCUUAUACCGUAAUAUGCUUGGUCUUCCUUUGGUGAUGGAGUUGUAGUUUUUAAACCAUUUUGUAACGUUUAGCUCACGCUUCACGUCUGCUGGUCUUGUAGAGUGUCAACCAUUUUAAGCCGUGGGCUUCCUGGUCUGAGGUGAAUUUCGUCACAAGGCUUUUUAUGCACUCGGGGUAAAAGGGCCGUUUGUGCUCAUCUGGGCGUGGCCACUGACUGAGAACACAUCAAUAUGGAAACAAUCAUCUCAUCUAGAAUGCUAAAAUCACAUUGUGUUAUCUUCACAAAGUAUUAAAUAUACUUAAUAAUUUGUUUUAUACAACAAUUACAGCAAACCUUAUAACUGGGAAGUGUAGCCCCCCCCCAGAGAUACAGUUAUGUUCUUCCACCGUCUUUAAUGGCAUCACAACAUAGUAACGAAUUCGACAUGAUUGUUCUUUAAGUCGCCACCGACCAUUUCCCACAUUAUUUUAAGUAGGAAUAUUGUUUCAUUAUCCACUUUUGGAUGUUGGAGUCUUGGCGGGAAGACUUCCUUUGCCUCACAGGGAAAUUCCCUCUCCCAAUACUGCAUGGCACAGAAAAUAAAGUUUCUGCAAGGAAUUAACAACCGGUCAUAAAACUGGCUCCCAGGAAAGGGGGUGUUCAAACCUUUGCCUAGCCGGCAUCUUUGAUCCUCAGCCAAUGAGGGCAAGUCAUGACACUACCUAUCACGAAUGUAGUAAUUCAGCAAGAAAUCAAUUAAUUUACACACAUACAUACAUUGGUAUUCAAUAGGUACUGUUAUUGCUAAAAUAACCUCACUGCAACAGGGUUUCUUGUGAUCUACUAAUACAGGUCCUUCCCCUUAUGCAUUUCCCUGAAUAGGCCUAUAGUCUGAAACCAUCCUCUCUAAUAGUAGACCCAGGUACAAUCUGAUCAUUCAUGUUGACCAGAAGAUUGAUUAAUGGAGUUCCCCUUUUUCCCAUAAGAUUUUACAGCUGAUAUAGCACUUGUCAUAGGCUACUUAGUAUAAGAGAGAGCUAUUUAAAUCAACUGAAUUUCUACAAACACAAAUAAUACAAUACAAAACAAAGCAAAGCUUAGCAUAGCUAGCUAAAUAAAGAGUUUUGGAAAAGUGGUCUUACCUCACAGUAGUGUUUGCAUCCAUCGUUUGCAGGAUCCAUGCUUGUUUGCAGUAUGUUCAUGCUAGCUAAAUCAAGGUUUGCAAGCAAGUUAUGCAAGCAAGUAAACAUCAAUGACCAUGCAUGGAUCAUGUUUUGUACUUUAUUCACCAAUAAUCGGUGAGAUUUAAAGCUAAAACAUACCGUAAAUAACCUGUAACAAUGAUCCCAUUUCCCCCUGUCUUUUGACUGCAGGUGCUUCUCUCUCCGCACGCCUCAGAACAAUCAGAACAUAACAACCAGCAUAGCAACGAACGCUAUCGAUUUUUUUUUUUUUUCAGUACGUAGCCUGGGCAGAAUUUGGCAUGCUCUAUCAAUGGCCCUAGCAACGGACGCUAAUAGCAAAGAUUUUUUUUAUAACUAAACCAAGAUAGACCACAGCCUGUCGUAUCAAAUAGGAACAAAUGAGCCAUAGUGGGCAGAACAAGCAAGGAGGUGGGCAGAGCCAAGCACGAGCUAAAGAGAUCCUAUUGGCGCGUUCUAUUAUCAUUUGCAUAUUUCCGUUGGGGAACGCAGACUCUGAAGUGCGCGUGUGCAAUAACUCGAUUCGCCCAAAUGGGGCUAGCAUAUCAGUCUGAUGGCCCAAAUGGGGCUAGCAUAUCAGUCUGAUGGCCCAAAUGGGGCUAGCAUAUCAGUAGAUGGCCCAAAUGGGGCUAGCAUAUCAGUCUGAUGGCCCAAAUGGGGCUAGCAUAUCAGUAGAUGGCCCAAAUGGGGCUAGCAUAUCAGUCUGAUGGCCCAAAUGGGGCUAGCAUAUCAGUCUGAUGGCCCAAAUGGGGCUAGCAUAUCAGUAGAUGGCCCAAAUGGGGCUAGCAUAUCAGUAGAUGGCCCAAAUGGGGCUAGCAUAUCAGUCUGAGCCCAAUGGGCAGAUACAGAUAAUAUGCAUAUGGCCUAAAAGUACUGAUGAUGGUAAUAUCGUAGAGACAAAGUUUAUAAAUUACUUAUACUACUAGACCGGGUCAAUGGGGCCCUAGCAUAUUAGUACAAAAAUCCACAGGGUAGGUAUAGUCUUAUCGAUAAGCACAUUUAAGUUAUUUCUGCCUAAACUGGAAUGCGCAAAAUCGUGUAACCCGUUCGGUUAUAGAUAGGGCGAGCGGUAGAUGUUUAUAAGAGAUUACAUUUACGAAAGUCUGUUUAUCCUACCGGUUGAAAAUCUGUGCGUGUUUGUCCUUUAGCCGCUCAAACUAUACACAAAUAUCCCGAAGGUAUUGUUCCGGUACUUUUCGGCACUACUGAAAGUUGACGUUUCUAUCACCUGGCACAUGCGCAAAACCAUGUAAACACCUUGCUGAGUUAGUAUGCAUGUAUCUCGUGCACACAUGUUUGCUUAUGACCGAAGGCACGUGCACAAGACUGAAGUACAUAUUGACUGAAGUCGGCAGCUGUUUGUGCAUGUGCCAGAUGAUUUAACUUUCUAUUUGAAUUUCAACUUCAGUACCAGCACUCUAAAAACUUGGUUUAACAAUACUUUCCUGUGGAUAUUUUGUCUACAAUUGACCAUCUGAAGGACCAACCGGUAGACUUAAGUUAAAAUGUAAUUGUAUUCAACAUUCCUGCUUGUAAGGAACAUUUACACGAUUUUUGCAGUCAUUCGUUUCAGACUGGAUAUACCAAUUAAUUGUGUAUGACAGCCUGAUUUAAUCAGGCUAGUGCUAACCAAUGGUGAACAACGAAUAGGCUAAAUAGUGACGGCUUUGGUUGUAACUGAAGCUAGAUACAUGACUGGAUGCAACAUUCUGAAGCAUCCAUUGUUCCCUGACCGCGUUUUCUUUUCUUCCUCUUUGUAGGACAACUGGGAUGAUGACGAGGAGAAAUUGAAGAACGCAGAAGAGAAAAAAGCAGGUAUUUAAACCAUAUGACUUGAACCAGUGAGUUCCUAUUAUAUUAAUACAAGUUCAAGUUAAAUCCUAUUUUUUUCCAUUUUCGUUUCUUUGUAGCAAAACUUUCAGAAAAGAAGAAAUUAGCUGAAAAAAUCAAAGAAAAGGAAUGUUUACAAAGAAAAAAACAAGAAGAGUUGAGAAAGAGGGUAAGUGCCUUGCAUACUGGGAUUUCUGCUUGUCGUUGCAAUGGAGUACAUGAUAGUAGCCACAGUAACCAACCCAGCUACUGCGAAUGCUAGUUUGAUUCUCAAAAUCCAGCAGAAACUUGCCGUUGCUUCCAUAGAUAUUAGCACAUUUGGGAUGCCUUGAUGAUUUUAAUUAUCUUUAUAUCAUUUGGUUUGGGUACAAAUUAGUAUACUGUACUGUUGUGCAUCCGGUUUUCCCAUAGACUGGAAACAAAUAGGGUUUUCCAGACCCAGAUUCAACCUCUAAAAUCAUCCCAAAGUGUUUCACAAUGUGUGCAUGUACACUGAGUGUACAAAACAUUAAGGACACCUGCUUUUUCCAUGACAUAGACUGACCAGGUGAAACCAGGUGAAAGCUAUGAUCCCUUAUUGAUGUCACUGGUUAAAGAAGGAUUUUUCAGCCUUGAGACAAUUGAGACAUGGAUUGUGUGUGUGUGCCAUUCAGAGGGUGAAUGGGCAAGACAAAAUAUUUAAGUGCCUUUGAACGGGGUAUGGUAGUAGGUGCCAGGCGCAUCGGUUUGUGUCAAGAACUGCAACGCUGCUGGGUUUUCGACACUCAACAGUUUCCCGUGUGUAUCAAGAAUGGUCCACCACCCAAAGGACGUGCACAACUCAAUAUUAGGAAGGUGUCCUUAAUGUUUUGUACACUCAGUGUAUAGUCUACACUGUGUGCAUGUCUACAAGUCAUUGUCUGCUGGAUCUGAAAGUAUACUAUUUCUAAUUUAUUGCUUGGUAGUUAGAGGAAUCUCAGGAAACAGAGCUCACACCAGAGGAGGGGCUAGCAGAGAAACUACAGGAAGAGGAAACAGAACUCACACCAGAGGAGGGGCUAGCAGAGAAACUACAGGAAGAGGAAACAGAACUCACACCAGAGGAGGGGCUAGCAGAGAAACUACAGGAAGAGGAAACAGAGCUCACACCAGAGGAGGGGCUAGCAGAGAAACUACAGGAAGAGGAAACAGAACUCACACCAGAGGAGGGGCUAGCAGAGAAACUACAGGAAGAGGCUGGUCUUCUACUGGCUCAGGAUGCUUUCGGUAAGAGACCAGGGCCCGGUUUAAGGCUGAGUUCAUCAUUAGAACCAUCGUUAGAACAAUAGACCCUAACGGUGAAUUUAGCCUUAAGGUGACUUUGGGAAACCGGUCCCAGUAUUACAGGAAAAGGAAAAGUUUGUCCAUGUCUGUUUAUAUAAAACCUGUUUGUCUGUUUAUCAUAUGUCAUGAUACUGUCAGUAAGCGAAUAAGUACAUGGUUGAAUUUGCUUAUGAAUUGAUCCGUUUAUACAGCACAUUCGGAAAGUAUUCAGACGGCCCUUGACUUUUUCCACAUUUUGUUACGUUACAGCCUUAUUCUAAAAUGGAUUAAAUAGUUUCCCCCCUAAAUCUACACCAAAUACCUCAUAUAGACAAAGCAAAAACUGGUUUUUAGAAAUUUUAGCAAAUGUAUAUAAAAAAAAAAGAACUGAAAUAUCACAUUUACAUAAGUACUCAGUACUUUGUUGAAGCACCUUUGGCAGCGAUUACAGCCACGAGUCUUCUUGGGUAUGACGCUACAAGCUUGGCACACCUGUAUUUAGGGAAUUUCUCCCAUUCUUCUCUGCAGAUCCUCUCAAGCUCUGUCAGGUUGGAUGGGGAGCGUCGCUGCACAGCUGUUUUCAGGUCUCUCCAGAGAUGUUAGAUCGGGUUCAAGUCCGGGCUCUGGCUGGGAUCUCUCAGUACUUUGCUCUGUUAAUCUUUUCCUUGAUCCUGACUAGCCUCCCAGUCCCUGCCGCUGAAAAACAUCCCCACAGCAUGAUACUGCCACCACCAUGCUUCACGGUAGGGAUGGUGUCAGGUUUCCUCCAGACGUGACGGUUGGCAUUCAGGCCAAAGAGUACAAUCUUGGUUUAAUCAGACCAGAGAAUCUUGUUUCUCCUGGUCUGAGAGUCUUUUAGGUGCCUUUUGGCAAACUCCAAGCGGGCUGUCAUGUGUCUUUUACUGAGGAGUGGCUUCCGUCUGGCCACUCUACCAUAAAGGCCUGAUUGGUGGAGGGCUGCAGAAAUGGUUGUCCUUCUGGAAGGUUCUCCCAUCUCCACAGAGGAACUCUGGAGCUCUGUCAGAGUGACCAUCGGGUUCUUGGUCACCUCCCUGACCAAGGCCAUUCUCCUCCGAUUGCUCAGUUUGGCCAGGCGGCCAGCUCUAGGAAGAGUCUUGGUGGUUCCAAACUUCUUCCAUGUAAGAAUGUUUUUGCUCUGACAUGCACUGUCAACUGUGGGACCUUAUAUAGACAGGUGUGUGCCUUUCCAAAUCAUGUCCAAUCAAAUGAAUUUACCACAGGUGGACUCCAAUCAAGUUGUAGAAACAUCUCAAGGAUUAUCAAUGGAAACAGGAUGUACCUGAGCUCAAUUUUGAGUCUCAUAGCAAAGGGUCUGAAUACUUAUGUAAAUACGUUUAUUUUUAUUUUUAUAAAUAUGCAGAAAUGUCUAAAAACCUGUUUUCGCUUUGUCAUUCGGGGUUAUUGUGUGUAGAUUGAUGAGGGGAAAAAAAAUAUUUAAUCAAUUUUAGAAUAAGGCUGUAACGUAACAAAAUGUGGAAAAAGGGAAGGGGUCUGAAUACUUUCUGAAUGCACUGUAUUCAUACCCCUUGACUUAUUCCACAUUUUGUUGUGUUACAGCCUGAAUUCAAAAUGGAUUAAAUAUAUUUUUUUCUCUCACCCAUCUACACACAAUACCCCAUAAUGACAAAGUGAAAACAUGUUUUGAGAAAUUAUUGCACAUAAAAAUGAAAAUUUGAAAAUGAAAUACAGAAUUACCCCUGAGACAAUACUUUGUAGAAGCACCUUUGGCAGCGAUUACAACCUGUAUUGUGCAACAUUUGCCCAUUUAUUCUUUUCAAAAUUCUUCAAACUCUGUCAAAUUGGUUGUUGAUCAUUGCUAGACAAGCAUUUUCAGGUCUUGCCAUGGACUUUUCAAGUAGAUUUAUGUCAAAACUGUAACUCGGCCACUCAGGAACAAUCACUGUCUUCUUGGUCAGCAACUCCAGUGUAAAAUUAGCAUCCCACCUGUGUUUUCAGGUAGCCCGUGAAAGCCAGCAUGUAUAGAAUACAAUAAUCUACAAAUAUUUAACACAUUCUAAUAAUUCUCAUGUGCCAAUUUAUCGCCAAGGUCCGUGUCAUGAUGAAACUUGCACUCCUGUAUAUCUGAAAUAGUUGGAUGGUGAAACUUGCCAGAAAAGCAAGGCGAAACAAUUCAGGCAUUCUUGAAAGUCAGGACAAUCCUUUUCCUGUAAAUAAACAUUUUUUUUUUAUAGUUGGAAAAAAUAGAUUUUUGCAAGCAGUAAGCAUUUAGAAUCAAAUGUGGAGUGGAGUUUUAUAGUUAUGCAGGACAUCACUCUGCCCAAAAAAUGAUUUGUCAAUCAAUAUUUAAUCGAAGGAAACACUUUUUCCAUCAUCAUUUGUUGCAAUAAAGAAUCCUGUCAAAAUGGAUAAAAAUGCUGUUGAUAUUUAGAACGUUUAUCUGCCGUUUCCGCUUUUGUCGAAUAAACCCUGGGUCAACGGAAACCUGCCUAGUGUCUGGUGGAAAGCAGAUUGAACCAGGUUUUCCUCUAGGAUUUUGCCUGUGCAUAGCUUUUUUAUCAUCCUGAAAAAGCAAUGUGUUGUAUUGGAUUUGCCCCAAACAUAACACUUUGUAUUCUGGACAUAAGUUAAUUGCUUUGCCAAUUUUUUUUGCGUUAUUACUUUAGUGCCUUGUUGCAAACAGGAUGCACGUUUUUGGAAUAUGUUUUAUUCUGUACAGGCUUUCUUCUUUUCACUCUGUCAAUAAGGUUAGUAUUGUGGAGUAACUACAAGUUUGUUGAUCUAUCCUCAGUGUCCUCCUAUCACAGCCAUUAAACUGUGUAACUGUUUUAAAGUCACCAUUGGCCUCAUGUUGAAAUCCCUGAGCAGUUUCCUUCCUCUCCGGCAACUGACUUAGGAAGGAUACCUGUAUAUUUGUAGUGAAUGGGUGUAUUGAUACACCAUCCAAAGUGUAGUUAAUAUUUGUAAACAUUUUGAAAAACAUAAUUCCACUUUGACAUUAUGAGGUAUUGUGUGUAAGCCAGCUACUCAAAAAUCUCAAUUUAAUCCGUUUUAAAUUCAUGCUGCAACACAACAAAAUGUGGAAGAAGUCAAGGGGUGUGAAUACUUUCUGAAGACACUGUAUGCAUGAUAAAUAUUUAAGCUGUCAGUGGAAAGUUUCACAUCAUAAUCUUCCCAAAUCAGGUGUCGUCAACAACGUAAAAGGAAUUGACGCUGUAAGCCCAACUUCUAAAGAUGACUUUACAGAUUUUGAAAAGUUGUUAAAAGACAAGAUAUCCCCCUUUGAGAGUUCAAUACACUAUUCAGGCUUCCUAGAGUCCUUGUUUCGAGACCUCUGUCUCUCAUGUGAGUAUUCAUUUAAUAAUCAAUUUAAUAAUAUAAAUGUCGAAAUUAACCAAUGUUAUUGGUCAUUCAUAUCAACUGUCAGUUGUCGCUGUAUUGUAUGACAUACGUUUUGAACCUCUUAUGUUACAGUGGAGGUAGAGGACUUUAAAAAAGUCAGCAACUCCCUCACAGUCUUACUAAGUGAGAAACAGAAACAGGAAAAGGUAAGUGUUUUUUUUUCAAAAGACAGAAAAUAAGACUUAUCUCCAUUCUACACGGUUUACUUUGGUAAUCAGUCUUAUCCGGGUCCUGUUCAUUAAGCAGAAGAAACCAGACUGGAACAGUGAAAGGACUACUACUCAUUUUGCGUUUUCCGUAGGCAAAAUGUUUUUAUAAAGUUUACUGUUUGCUUGCCCCUAAUGAACAUGACCCUAAUGAAAUGUGUAUUCCUGGUGAUUAUAAGUCAAUACUAAUCAUCCCGCUUUAUUUUCAACAGAACAAAGGAAAGAAGAAGAAGAAAGUUCCUACUGGAGGGAUGAAGGUGAAGAUGAAGGAUGACCUAGCAGACUACGGAGAGUUCCAGGGA